AUGUGUGGAAAAAUCUAUAAAAGGUCUUUAGCAUUAAUUAAACACAAAAAAACAAUUCAAGAAAUUAAUACAAUUAAACCAAUAAUGUAUAUUUUACCUGAAAGAGCUAUAGAAGAAACACGUCAAGCCUUAGUUUAUCAUAUUAAAGAAAAACUAAAACAAAAUUCAAGACACGUAGGAAAUGUUAAUAUUAUAUUUAGUUGCACUAAGAGUCAAUUUUUUGGUGUUUUUAAGAGAUUUAUACAUAAUUAUUAUCCUAAAACCGAAAUCUACAAAUGUAUAUUUAAAGGUGCUGAUGCAUAUUCUACUUUGGUAUAUAUAUUAAAAGACAAAAAUUGGGGAAUAAAAUAUUUUCCACAAUAUCAAAAAACAUUGGUUUUAUUUCAUCAACCUUCAAAUCCAAAUGAUUUAGAUCCCCUUCAAGAAUUAAAUGAAUCUGAUCCUCUUUUAGAACUUGAUCCUCUUCAAGAUAAAAUAUUAAUAAAUACAAAAAAAAGAAUGCACAAGUCAAGACCUAUUCAAAUUAUUAUUGG
Molecule: messenger RNA, 533 nt
Organism: Diversispora eburnea
Lineage: Eukaryota; Fungi; Glomeromycota; Glomeromycetes; Diversisporales; Diversisporaceae
Source: the annotation of a GenBank genome assembly